Tetranychus urticae (two-spotted spider mite) is the source of this 4753-nucleotide messenger RNA. RefSeq names its product Protein tyrosine phosphatase 99A (gene Ptp99A). Gene Ontology annotation, molecular function: protein binding; protein tyrosine phosphatase activity. Gene Ontology annotation, biological process: protein dephosphorylation. Lineage: Eukaryota; Metazoa; Arthropoda; Arachnida; Trombidiformes; Tetranychidae. The record is from RefSeq and is a predicted model, not a curated record.
CAGUCAGUCAGUGUAAUGUUAGUGUAAUGGUAGCUAUGUAUUUGGAUACAACAAAGUGAAGUGUUCAAGUGUCAGGCAACAAUGUUAAUCAACACCAAUGGAGUAGGAGAUUUGUUUUUCAUUUCAAUUUUAACAAUUUCAUUUCUUCUUUCAUGUGAAACACACGAAAUAAUUAUCCGUCGAGGACACAAUGGAUCAAUACCAUGUUUACCAGUUCAACGGUCAAGUAAAAUUGACAAACUGGAAUGGUGGAAAGAGGAUAAAAAAAUCGCCGAGAUUAAAGAGAGUCGCAUGACUCUUUGGACAGCUGAAGACCUUCAUGUUGCAUUUUUACCUGAAACUGGAGGACUUUAUUUUCGUUCAGCUCAAUACCAAGACGAUGGUGAAUACUCUUGUAUUGUGAAUGAGAAAAAAACAGCAGAUGGCAAUGUCCGUCUCUACAUUCAAGAUGUACCUGAUAUGCCUGGUCAACCAAUUGUCAUGGGAUUCACUUCCAGAUCCAUCAACGUCUCAUGGCCACCAAGUUUAAAUAACCAUAAUAGUCCCAUUUUGUAUUAUAUUGUCCAUGUUAGGGUUGGAGAAAAGGGUGAUUGGGAAUCAAAUAAAGUAAUGACCAUUGGGAAUGAAACCAGUUACCAAUUUACGGGACUUCAACCAUUCACAGUUUACGUAUUUCGGGUGAUUGCUGUAAACGCUUUAGGUCAUAGUAAACCUAGUAAAGAUUCAUUUCCAAUAGUAACUCUUCGUGAAGUACCUGAUGGGACACCAACCAUUCUAGGAUAUGGUAAUGCAACCAGCACAUCAGUUAGUCUUCAAUGGGCACCUCCUCCAAGUGAUACAAUUCAUGGUGAACUACUUGGGUACAAGAUUAUUCUUCACCCAAAAGAUAAACCACAGCUAGAACGGACAAUCAUCCUUCCAGACCCAAAUUUAAGACAACAUACCAUUCGAAAUUUGGAAACCUACAUUCAAUACAAAAUAGCUUUAUUAGUAUUUAACAUUGAAGGUGACGGACCGGCUGCCUACAUAACCGUCAAAACCGAGGAAGGAAUGCCCUCUCCUCCAUCUGAAUUCGAAGCUGAUGAAACUGGUGAUACCUGGGUAAAGUUAAGAUGGAAAGACCCUAAACAGCCAAGAGGAGAAAUACGUGGAUUUGUUUUGUAUAUCCGUGAUUUAGAGUACAAUAAAACAGAUACCAGGCCUGGGAUUCCAAAAAACCUUAAAGAAUAUACCAUCAAAGAUUUAAAGCCUUAUACAAAAUAUAAGAUAUGGAUGAGCGCAUUCACUGCCGCCGGCCACGGAAAUGAAACUCCACCUUUAGAGAUCACAACCGAAGUAAAGGGACCAAGCGCACCCAUCAUAGUAAAUCUAACUUGCUCAUUAGAUAGUCUGUAUCUUCAAUGGGAGAAACCUGUUAAUUAUUAUAAAAGCGUUGAUCAUUAUUUAGUUUAUUAUCGAUCAGAAAAUUCUCGUGAUUUUCAUCAUAUUUCUCUACCCAACCAACUCCAAUACCAAAUAAACAAUCUUACAUCGAAUAUGUUAUAUGAAGUGAAAGUUCAAGGAGCAACAAAUAGUGUACGGAAUUCGAGUCGUCUUAUAACUGGGGAAUUUAGUGAAUCUCGUAAAGUUGUUCUCCAGAGUAAGUGUGAGAGCUACAUAUCUUCUUCACAAAUUGAUGUCCCAUUAAGUGCCGGUGUGAUUGCUGCCGUAAUUUGUGUUUCAUUUGCACUUCUUCUCGCCAUCUUUUCAUUCAUCUUAUGGAGGAAAUACUUCCAAGCAGCAUAUUAUUAUCUUGAUGAUCCACCAAGCCAAACUCGUGGAGGAUCACCCCAAUUAUCCGAAACAUAUGAUGAAUCGGAUUAUGCUUCUAUCCCAGUUGCCUUGUGGCCUAAACAUGUUCAAGACCUUCAUGCUGAUGGUGACAUUGGAUUUUCUCGUGAAUACGAAUCCAUUCAAACUGGAACAGACGCUGAAUUAUCAUGUGAUUAUUCACAAAUGCCCGAAAAUAAAAAUAAAAAUCGAUAUGUUAAUAUAGUUGCAUACGAUCAUACAAGAGUUACUCUUAAAUCAUUAUCUGGCCAAAAGAAAGUUGCCGGUGUCGAUUACAUCAAUGCCAACUACAUUGACGGAUAUUGCAAACCUGCGGCAUAUAUUGGUACUCAAGGUCCUUUACCUUCUACUUUCGAUGAUUACUGGCGAAUGAUUUGGGAACAAAGAGUUUGCAUCAUUGUAAUGAUAACCAAUCUCAUUGAAAGAGGACGUCACCAGUUUAGUUGCUCUUCAGAGUUGGAUGACAGCAGAAAAUGUGAUCUUUAUUGGCCAAAAGAGGGAACUGAAACUCAUGGAAUAAUUCAGGUCAAAAUUCUGCAAGAAGUAGUUAUGGCUACUUAUACACUACGAACAUUUUCCAUCCGUAAUCUUAAAAUGAAAAAGAAACACGGAGCUGAACGAACUGUGUAUCAGUAUCACUACACUAAUUGGCCUGAUCACGGAGUUCCAGAUCAUCCUCUUCCUGUUUUGUCAUUUGUACGAAAGUCAUCGGCCGCAAAUCCACCAAAUGGUGGUCCAAUUAUAGUUCAUUGCAGUGCCGGUGUUGGUCGAACUGGUACUUAUAUUGUCGUUGAUGCGAUGAUGAAGCAAAUUAAACAUCGACAAAGCAUCAAUGUUUACGGGUUCUUGAAGCACAUUCGCCAACAACGAAACUAUCUCGUACAAACAGAAGAGCAAUAUAUUUUCAUUCAUGACGCUUUGUUGGAAGCAAUUGAAAGUGGCGAUACUGAAGUUCCCAGUAGUCAUCUGUCGCGUUAUAUUCAAACUCUUCAAACUGGUGGUGAUGCCAUUUCAAAUGCUAGCUCUGAUAUCAAAGAAAGGCCUUUCCAUUGGCCUCUCCUUGAAAGACAAUACAAACUUGUCACCAGCUUUAGAGCAAAAGAUUUCAACGUUGUUUCAGCAUUGAAACCUUGUAAUAAGGCUAAAAAUAGAUCUCUCAAUUUGAUACCUUUAGAAGCACAUAGAGUUCACAUUACUCCGCGGUCUCCAGGAACUGAUGGCUCUGACUAUGUUAAUGCCACUUUCCUUCUUGGAUUCAACAUGCUGAAAGAAUUUAUAAUCACUCAACAUCCUCUGUAUGAUACUGUGUCCGAUUUUUGGCAAAUGAUCUGGGAUCACAAUGUACAAACUAUUGUUGUACUAACACCUGUAAUUGAUGAGAAAGAAUUUCCACAAUUCUGGCCUGAAAAGGAUGAAGAAUGUGAUUAUGGUAGUUUUAAAGUUAAACUAACUGAAGAAAUUACCACCUCCCGAGAAACAGGAGGAUUUGUAGCUACUAGAGAUUUUAUUAUGCAAUCAACUCAAGAUGAUUACGAGUUAAUAUGUCGUAUUGUGCACUGUCCCGGUUGGCCUGAGACAUGUGGACCAUUAAAUAGUGUUUUUGAUCUCAUCAAAAUGGUCCAGCAAUGGCAUCUUGAAUACCAAAACGGUCCGAUAGUAGUCAUGGAUCGUUAUGGAGGAACAGAAGCAGCAACAUUCAGCUGUUUAACAACUCUAUAUAAACAAUUAAACUUUGAAGAUUGUGUCGAUGUUUAUAUGUAUGCUAAACUUUAUCAUUUAAGAAGGCCAGGUAUUUGGAGAUGCCAGGACGAUUACUUGUUCCUUUAUCGCGCAAUAGAAAGUCUAGUUUCCACAAUGAAUCUCGCCGAGGGAAUGGAUACAUCACCAUACGGGAGUCAAUUAAACAUGACUAAUGGACAUCUUAAUUCUAAUUCCAAUGGUCAUAUAAUCAAAAUAAAUUUAUCCACUGAACAUAGUGUUAAAAGCGAGUCAUUGGCUUGAAAGACAAGUCAAGUAAUUUUAUUGAAAAAAAACGCAAAUUUGAUCCUCUAUUCAUCUUGAUUCUUGCUCAUCAUCAUGAUCAUUUAAAUCUUCAUCAUCUAAACAAAUUGUCAUUUCUUACCUUCACAACUCAAUGAAACUCAUCGUUUAUAAAUCUCAUCGCCAUCAUCAUCAUCAUCGCCAACAAUUUCACCGUUACCUGUUAAAUAUCACAACACUUAAGCCACUAAAUUUAUUUAAACGUAAACCUGGCAAUGGAAAUCAACUUCACCCAGCCGCUUCCAAUCAAACAGGACAAUUGAAUAAAUUUAAAUUGUGAAACAUCUUUUCAGAGCCAUGGUUUAAAUUGUUUUUUAUCUUUCUUUCUUCAUUUUGUAAAUCUUGAUAGACAUUUAAGUGAAACUUCAUCGCAAACAAAAUCUUUUUUCUCGACGAUCUCAUCUCAUUGCCAUUGACUUUGAGAAUUAAUUAUUUACUUUCACCGUCUGCGUUUCUCUUCACUCAUCUUAAUCAUUGAAACAUCUUCAUCUUUCGUACAAAAUGUCUUUAUCUUCCACUUUUUGUUUUUUUUCUUAUUUUUCACCUUUAUUCUUUGUUAAAUCGUUUCUUAAAUCAUUCAUAGUCUGCCAUUCAUUGUCUUCACUUCCACCGAUAAAACUAAAAAUUCAUGCUCAUUCUUGUUUCAUCCAAAUCAUUUUGUUCUUGUUUCUCUUUUUUUUCUAUCUUCCUUAUCCUUAUCAAAGUCCUUAAAACAAAUUAUAAUGAAUCAAAUGAAAAAAUUAAAAUAAAAUGAAAUACAAUAAAUUCAAGCAUAAUAGGUAAUGUAUAACUUGCAGCAAAUAAAUUGUCUUCUCGAUUAUUGAAAGACAUAAAUUGUAUUAUUGCUCAACCAAAAGUAGAGAUUAAAUAAAAGAUUUUAUUU